CUGGAACACAGCGUCCAAUAACAGAAACUGGGUGCGCCGUCCUUAGUCGCGCAGUGGGAUCCACGAAAAGCAAGCAAAAUGAAAGCAUCGCUGAAAGAGGACCUGAGUUUUCUCAAAAAGGUGCCGCUGCUGGCUGAAGCCACGUCCAACCUUGAUGCCCCCGUGCCUGGCUACUUGUACAAAGAGAUCAGCUCCAUGACAGUGGAGAAUGAUGGCCAGUAUGCCGAGCAAGUCGUGGAUUACCUUCUGGGUGCCUUAGUCGAGGGACCAUCACCAACAAAAGUGAAGUGCCUGAGAGUCCUGCAUCAUGUACUCACUAAUGGUCAUGCCACAGUACGUUCCAUCCUAGCCAGAAAAGACACUGCCAUUCGAUCAGCUGCAAAUGUGUCCGGUGGUGGUUCAGAGAACCAGUGCCUCCGCUUGCUUGCCAAGGACCUGCUGCAUGUGGUUCAUGACGAUGGUGCUGGGAGUCAACAGACUUCUGGCCAGCUGCCCCCUGCUCAGCAAGAAAACCGGUCGUAUUCUGGGCUUGGGGCUUCGGUGGCUACAACUGGAAAAUACCAGGGAUUUGGAAAUGCACCACUAGGCCCAAAGACACUGACCGAACAGGUGACUGACGGGAUCGCGAGGGUUGUGGACAAGAUCUCGGGGAAGCCGGCCGACAAGGGUAGCACUGACCUGCUGACCGAAGACCUGCCCAAGUUUCAGCCCGUGACAGUUCAGUCCCCGCCUUCCAUGCCGGUAAAAACUGCCAGCAUUCCACAGCAGCCAGUGAAGGUUGCAGCAAAACCACAGAAAGCCCGCAAGAAGGGCCGUGCCGGAGGCGGCUGGGAUGAUGAUGAUGAUGAAGAUGAGGCCACCGACGAUGGUAAUGCGUCAGGAACGGUGAGCGACUCAGCAAGCAUCGGUGAUUCCAACAGGACCGGUGAACUUCCUAGUGAACCUGCUGCUCAGUUGUACGAGAAAGAGGCGCAGUCGGUGGACGCCUUUGUCGAUCCCAGCCUCGACUUCCCACCUUCGCGACAAGAACUGGACGAAGCUCGCGAAAGGAGCGCAGUGCUCAACGUCGACAGGGUUGUGCAGCUGCUGAGUGCAAAGAUCUUUGCACCGCAGCAGGGCACACAGAUGAGGGCUCUGGUGUUGAUCGAAGCUUUGCUGAGAAAGGGCCACAUCAAUCUCGCAAGCCAGGGGGCACCUCUCCUGGCACAUCUUCAAGACUUGCAGACGAAGUCAUCUGACCCUGUUCAAGUCAAGGCCAAGAAGAUUUCCUUGAUCAUACAGAAGCUGAUAGAAGAGCCGGAGACAUGACAAGACAAGGGCACAAAAGCAAGGAUGACACAGCACGAGUUUCGGUGUGGCAUGUCUGUUUUGUUGAAGCAAGUUGUUGCUUGACUACUUGCAGUGAGCACACACAUGGCGAAACAGUUAUGUAGAGUAGUCAUUGAAGUCUCCAUCAGUCAUUGUUGAAAAUGGUAGCCCACGGGCAACAACGGAGAGGAAAAGCAAGUGUUGAGGGCACAAGCUGUAUAAUAAAAAAAGAGAAUGCUUGGUCUAGGGCUUGGGUCUUCUUUAU
Messenger RNA from Rhipicephalus sanguineus (brown dog tick), 1573 nucleotides. RefSeq names its product AP-4 complex accessory subunit Tepsin-like. Lineage: Eukaryota; Metazoa; Arthropoda; Arachnida; Ixodida; Ixodidae. Gene Ontology annotation, cellular component: trans-Golgi network membrane. The transcript is spliced from 12 exons. The coding region runs from base 79 to 1308 and encodes 409 amino acids. The record is from RefSeq and is a predicted model, not a curated record.